AUGCCGAUGUUGCAGAGUACUGAAGAUCCAUCUCCAGACUAUUCUCCAAACAAAUAUAUUCUCAGAUCAUCCUCAAAACUAUCAAAACAUUUUCAAGACCCGGUGCCACCCAAGUUACUUAAACCUUUUGAGCCACCAGCACCAGAAGAAGAGCCAGAGUCAGAAGAGGAAGAAAAAAACAACUAUAAGACCACUGAUAAUACAUCAAAUUCUGAAUCUGAAUCUGAUAAUAGGUUUAAAUCUGAAAAAGAAGACAAAAUAAUAUUUCGAAGAAUAGAAGAUCCAGCUCUGAAAAGGUUAGUAGAAACUAGAAGAAUUUCUGAUCAAGGUUUAUAUAUUGAUCAUCUAGCUAUUAUUUCAGAAACUUAUCCAUAUCAAGAAGAUUCCUUAGCCAUGUUCGAGGAUAUUGAAGACCAAAUUAGUGAUAUUUAUAGAAAAAAAUUAGCUCAAUUAGGGGGUAUUAAAAUAAAAAUCGUUCUUAUUGCUCAUAUGUAUCAGAUUGUACAAGGAGGAUAUUUUGAACAUUGA
Dentiscutata heterogama is the source of this 528-nucleotide messenger RNA. Lineage: Eukaryota; Fungi; Glomeromycota; Glomeromycetes; Diversisporales; Gigasporaceae. The record is from the annotation of a GenBank genome assembly.